This is a messenger RNA of Centropristis striata (black sea bass), 5666 nucleotides long. It is a transcript of the gene pik3r4, whose product is annotated as phosphoinositide-3-kinase, regulatory subunit 4. The record is from RefSeq and is a predicted model, not a curated record. Bases 259 to 4287 code for a protein of 1342 amino acids. Gene Ontology annotation, biological process: macroautophagy; late endosome to vacuole transport; autophagy of peroxisome. The transcript is spliced from 22 exons. Gene Ontology annotation, molecular function: ATP binding; protein binding; protein serine/threonine kinase activity. Gene Ontology annotation, cellular component: phosphatidylinositol 3-kinase complex, class III, type II; late endosome; phosphatidylinositol 3-kinase complex, class III, type I. NCBI's taxonomy places the organism in Eukaryota, Metazoa, Chordata, Actinopteri, Perciformes, Serranidae.
CUGCUAGGCUAGCUCCGUGACCCAGCUGCUGCUGCUCUCCGGUUAUUAUUGAUCAUCUUCCCGGGUUCUGUCCGGUAACGGCUCGGUACGGAGGCCGGGAGGCGACAUGAGGACGGUUAUUAUUGAAGCGCGUUCUGGCUGAACGUCAGUGACCGUUAGCAUUAACUUGCUAGCUGGCUAGCUGCUACAGCAUCAUCAUCAUCAUCAUCAAAACAACAACAACAGGAGUGAAGACAACAGCUGAGCAGUGGAGGCGUGAUGGGGAACCAGCUGGCGGGCAUCGCCCCGUCUCAGAUCCUGUCUGUUGACAGCUACUUCUCUGACAUCCACGACCACGAGUACGACAAGAGCCUGGGCAGCACGCGCUUCUUCAAGGUGGCCCGGGCCAAGCACCGCGAGGGCCUGGUGGUGGUCAAGGUCUUCGCCAUCCAGGACCCGUCUCUGCCUCUGACCAGCUACAAGCAGGAGCUGGAGGAGCUGAAGAUCCGCCUCCACUCCUGUCAGAACUGCCUUCCCUUCCAGAAGACGUCUCUGACGGAGAAGGCGGCCAUCUUGUUCCGGCAGUAUGUCCGGGACAACUUGUACGACCGCAUCAGCACGCGGCCCUUCCUCAACAACGUGGAGAAGCGCUGGCUCGCCUUCCAGAUCCUCAACGCCGUGGACCAGGCGCACAAGGCCGGCGUCCGCCACGGAGACAUCAAGACGGAGAACGUGAUGGUGACCAGCUGGAACUGGGUGCUGCUCACCGACUUCGCCAGCUUCAAGCCCACCUACCUGCCCGAGGACAACCCCGCAGACUUCAACUACUUCUUCGACACGUCGCGGCGGAGGACCUGCUACAUCGCUCCGGAGAGGUUCGUGGACGGCAGCAUGUUCACCACGGAGAGCGACCAGAACACGCCGCUGGUGGACCUGACCAACAACAACCAGAGGAGCAGAGGGGAGCUCCGCCAGGCCAUGGACAUCUUCUCUGCAGGCUGUGUGAUCGCGGAGCUCUUCACGGAGGGCGUCCCUCUCUUCGAUCUGUCCCAGCUGCUGGCGUACCGGAAGGGACACUUCCAGACGGAGCACGUCCUCCUGAAGAUCGAGGACCGCAGCGUCCGCGAGCUGGUGGCUCAGAUGGUGCAGAGGGAGCCUGAGAAGCGUCUGACGGCGGAGGAGUACCUGAAGCAGCAGAGAGGGAAAGCCUUCCCCGACAUCUUCUACACCUUCCUGCAGCCCUACAUGGCUCAGUUCGCCAAGGAAACCUUCCAGUCGGCCGACGAGCGCGUCCUCGUAAUCCGCAAAGACCUCGACAACAUCCUGCACAACCUGCGGGGAGGAGGAGGCUCCUCCUCCUCCUCCUCGUCUCAGGAGGGAGGUGACGUGGUGCUGAGCUCCAGGGAGGAGCAGGGCCUCCUGGUGCUGGUGUCGGUCAUCACCUCCUGCCUCCAGACGCUCCACUCCUGCGACUCCAAGCUGGCCUCCCUGGAGCUGGUGCUCCACCUGGCUCCUCGUCUGGGCGUGGACCUCCUUCUGGACCGCAUCACUCCGUACCUCCUCCACUUCUGCAACGACCCGGUUCCUCGUGUGCGGGCCCAGGCGGUGAGGACCCUGGCCAAGGUUCUGGCUCUGGUGAAGGAGGUGCCGAGGAACGACGUGAACAUCUACCCUGAGUACGUCCUGCCAGGCAUCGCUCACCUGGCCCAGGACGACGCCACCAUCGUCAGGCUCGCAUACGCAGAGAACAUAGCUCACCUGGCGGAGAGCGCUCUGCGUUUCCUGGAGUUGGUUCAGGAGAACAACGUGAACACGGAGCAGGAGCUGAACGGAGAAGAGACGGAGGAAACACUGCACCCCAACGAGAACUACGACUCAGAGCUGCAGGCCCUCCAUGAGAUGGUGCAGCAGAAGGUGGUGACCCUGCUCAGCGACUCUGAGAACAUCGUCAAACAGUCCCUGAUGGAGAACGGCAUCACGAGGCUCUGCGUGUUCUUCGGCCGGCAGAAGGCCAACGACGUGCUGCUGUCUCACAUGAUCACCUUCCUCAACGACAAGAACGACUGGCACCUCCGGGGAGCCUUCUUCGACAGCAUCGUCGGAGUAGCAGCGUACGUGGGCUGGCAGAGCUCCUCCAUCCUGAAGCCUCUCCUCCAGCAGGGUCUGAGUGACACGGAGGAGUUUGUGAUCUAUAAAGCUCUGAACUCUCUGACCUGCAUGUGUCAGCUGGGUCUGCUGCAGAAACCGCACAUCUACGAGUUCGUCAGCGACAUCGCUCCGUUCCUGUGCCAUCCCAACCUGUGGAUCCGUUACGGAGCCGUCGGCUUCAUCACCGUCAUCGCUCAGCACCUCAACGUGGCCGACGUCUACUGCAAGCUGAUGCCCCACCUCAACCCCUUCAUCACCCAGCCCAUCAUACAGAUCGAUAAGGAGCUGGUGCUGCUGAGCGUGCUGAAGGAGCCGGUGAGUCGCUCCAUCUUUGACUACGCUCUGCGCUCCAAAGACAUCGGCAGCUUGUUCCGCCACCUGCUGCUGCGCCAGAAGAAACGCGCCGGUUCGAUCCCCGAGUGUCCCACGCCAGAGGACCCGGCCAUCGCUCAGCUGCUCAAGAAGCUGCUGUCUCAGGGGAUGACGGAGGCGGAGGAGGACAAGCUGCUGGCGCUCAAAGACUUCAUGCUGAAGUCCAACAAGGCCAAAGCCAACAUGGGGGAGCAGAGCCACCUGGGGGAGGGGGGCCACACCGGGGUCAUCGACCUCGCCACGCUGGGCAUCACCGGCCGCCAGGUCGACCUGGUCAAACCCAAAGCUGAGCCCGAGGACAAGAGAGCGAGGAAACACACGAAGCAGGACUCGACCAUGAACGAGGAGUGGAAGAGCAUGUUUGGAUCCCAGGAGCCGGCCUCCGCCCAGCCCCCCACGGCGGUGGACGGGCCGUCCAGUCAGAUCAGGAGGAGCGCGGCGGCGGCGGCGUCCCCGGCGCUGCCCGUGCUGCAGUCGGUGGCGAGCGGCCCCGCCUACCAGCGCCGCAUCAACACCUGCAAGGCGGAGCUGCAGCAGCUGGUGCAGCAGAAGAGAGAGCAGUGCAGCGCAGAGCGCAUGGCCAAACACAUGAUGGAGAGCAUCGAGUGGGAGAGCAGACCCCCCCCACCCGGGUGGCAUCCUAAAGGUUUGCUGGUCGCUCACCUGCACGAACACAAAGCUGCCGUGAACCGGAUCCGAGUCUCAGACGAACACUCGAUCUUCGCCACGGCGUCCAACGACGGAACGGUCAAAGUCUGGGACAGUCAGAAGAUGGAGGGCAAGACCACCACCACCAGGUCGGUGUUGACGUAUUCCCGUAUCGGCGGCCAUGUGAAGACAUUGACCUUCUGUCAGGGCUCCCACUACCUGGCGGUGGCGUCCGAUAACGGCUCCAUCCAGCUGCUGGCGGUCGAAGCCAACAAACCUCCCAAGUCGCCUAAAGUCCAGCCGUUCCAGACCAGGUCUCUGGACCUGCAGGAGGACGGCUGUGCGGUGGACAUCCACCACUUUAACUCUGGCGCCCAGUCGGUGCUGGCGUACGCCACCGUUAACGGGUCUCUGGUGGGCUGGGACCUCCGCUCCAACGCCAACGCCUGGACGCUCCGCCACGACCUCCGCCUCGGACUCAUCACCUCCUUCACCGUCGACAUGCACCAGUGCUGGCUCUGCCUCGGUACCAGCAGCGGCACCAUGGCAUGCUGGGAUAUGCGGUUCCAGCUGCCCAUCUCUAACCACUCCCACCCCGCCAGGGCCCGGAUCAGACGGCUGCUGAUGCACCCGCUCUACCAGUCCUCCGUCAUCGCAGCUGUCCAGGGUAAUAAUGAAGUGUCGAUGUGGGACAUGGAGACCGGAGAUCGUAAAUUCACCCUGUGGGCGAGUUCUGCACCUCCACUGUCUGAGAUGCAGCCGUCUCCUCACAGUGUUCAUGGGAUCUACUGCAGUCCUGCUGACGGGAACCCUCUGCUGCUGACGGCCGGGUCGGACAUGAGGAUCAGGUUCUGGGACCUGGCGUACCCGGAGAGGUCGUACAUCGUGGCGGGAGGAGCCAACGACUCGCUGCACUGUCCCUCCGUCCUCUACAGCAGGAAGAUCAUCGAGGGGACGGAAGUCGUACAGGAGAUCCACAGUAAGCAGAAGAGCGGCGUGGUGGAGGACUCGCCUCGCCGCGGCCCCGAGUCGCUCCCUGUGGGACACCAUGACAUCAUCACCGACAUCGCCACCUUCCAGACCACGCAGGGCUUCAUCGUCACCUCGUCCAGAGACGGCAUCGUCAAGGUCUGGAAGUGAGGCCGGACCAGAGACACACACACACACACACACACACACACACACAGACACACACACACACACACACACACACACAGUCCUCAUGGAGUCUCUGAUGCUUGUGAGGUCGUUACAGUUUGAACUCAUGAACUCUUCUUCAGUGUUUUUUUUUAUUUUUAUUUUUUAUUGUCUGCUGAUCAUCAGGACCUCCUCCUCCUCCUCCUCCUCCUCUCUCUCUCUCCUCCUCCUCCUCCUCCUCCCAUUGGCUGCUUCUGAUGAUGCAUUAAAGUCACAUGAUCACAUGUUUUCUGCCUCACUUUAAUCAUUUGUGUACCUAAUAUACUUAUUCUGACAGCUUCCUGUUUGUAUUUGUUAGUUCUUGUCUUUCGGGAGAUAUUUUUAAAAUGUUAUUGUAAGCUGAGCUCCUAUAAUAAAUCUAUAAUAAGACACUCAGACCCUUCAGUAACAAAAUGUCCCAUUAAAACCAACAUUUCUUUUUAUUCCCAUUAAAAGCAUUAAAUCAUGUUUUCUGUUGUAUCAGACAGUAAAAAUGAUUUAUAAAAAUGUUUUAUAGCCAGAGCUGUUAAUUUACUUUUUUUUUCAGAUUGAGUUAUUUAUGGAAACAACAUUAAAAUACCUUCUAACACUGAGUAUACAGAAAAUAAUACUUUUUUUUUAUUCCUUUAAAAUAACAGUUGUAUUAUGUGAACAAAUCGGCGUUUAAUGUGUUAAAUUCAGAAAACAAAUGAAUAUUUUGUAGUUAUGAUCAGGACUGAAAGAGACAUUUUUGUCACUUUGAAUCGACAGUUUGGGAUCUUUUCUUCUCUGCUGUUGUAAAAUAAUGACUUUUUUUUAACAGAGGGCAAAAAAAUAUAAAAAACUAUCCACACAGACGUGUAGCCGGGGCACUAAUUUUUCAGGACAAAAAUGAAUCAAGUAUAUUAAAUGCACAAAUGAUUGUAAAAUCUAGUGAUGUGAGAGCAAGAAAAUAUUAAAUGAUGCAUGUUUAUAUUCUGUGACGGGAGAAAUAAAUGAUUGUUUACUGAAUAUUUCACCUGAAGGAUCCGUCAGAAAUAUUUCAAAACACUUUGAACCUUAACUUUUGGUUUGCAAACUGACCAAAAAUCCCACAAUGAAACAUUAAAAUUAGAUUUGUCAGUGAACUGAGCUGUGAUCUUUUUUUGUGAUCAGUUUAUUAUUGGCUGAAUAUUGGAUAAUUAAUAUAAUUUUCUCUGUUUUUCUCUGUCUGCUCGAUUCUGUAAAUACGUUCUUUUAAAUCUGAGUAAUAUAAAGUUUGAUUUGAAACUUGUACAAAAUAUUAAAAUGAUGCAUUUUGUUGCUGCAGGUGAAACGAUGUGUUCAAUGUUUGUCAUCUGUUCAAUAAAAUCUGCUGAAAAUCA